AUGACGAAGAGAUACGGCGGUGAGAGGCAAGAGCAGAGGGGAGGGGGCAGGAUGGCGCCGCUGUCGGUCUGUCGUCAUCGUCGGCCAAGAGCUGGGCGCAGCAGAUCAGAUGGUGCUGCCGGAACGUGCUGCUCCUACUUCCUUGUCCCAUCGAUUCUCGGUUUGGAGACAGUUUCAUCCUCUCUGUAUAAUCUGAACCGAGCGGCGCAAGUGGCCUUCCCCGGCGAAGAGAUACUGGCGAGAGCUAAGAGCUUCUCCUAUGCCUUCUUACGAGAGAAAGAAGCUGCACACCAGCUGCUCGACAAAUGGAUCAUCACCAAGGAUUUGCCCGGGGAGGUAAUUUAUGCUCUGGAUUUCCCCUGGUACGCGAGCCUGCCUCGCGUUGAGGCAAGACUCUACUUGGAGCAGUAUGGAGGGGGAAGUGAUAUUUGGAUUGGCAAGACUCUCUACAGGAUGCCUCUGGUAAACAAUGAUAUGUAUUUGGAGUUGGCUAAGUUGGACUUUAACCAUUGCCAAGCUCACCAUCAGCUGGAGUGGCUCUAUCUUCAAAAGUGGUACGAGGAGGCAGGCCUUGGAUGGCAUGGUGUGAGCAGAAGAACCCUGUUGGAGGACUUCUUCUUAGCAGCCUCUUGCAUAUUCUAA
This is a messenger RNA of Zingiber officinale, 642 nucleotides long. Its product is annotated as ent-copalyl diphosphate synthase 2, chloroplastic-like. The coding region runs from base 1 to 642 and encodes 213 amino acids. Gene Ontology annotation, biological process: gibberellin biosynthetic process. NCBI's taxonomy places the organism in Eukaryota, Viridiplantae, Streptophyta, Magnoliopsida, Zingiberales, Zingiberaceae. The transcript has 5 exons. Gene Ontology annotation, molecular function: terpene synthase activity; magnesium ion binding. The record is from RefSeq and is a predicted model, not a curated record. Gene Ontology annotation, cellular component: chloroplast.